This is a messenger RNA of Lytechinus pictus (painted urchin), 4150 nucleotides long. RefSeq names its product homeobox protein EMX1-like. The coding region runs from base 1111 to 1920 and encodes 269 amino acids. The transcript has 2 exons. NCBI's taxonomy places the organism in Eukaryota, Metazoa, Echinodermata, Echinoidea, Temnopleuroida, Toxopneustidae. Gene Ontology annotation, molecular function: DNA-binding transcription factor activity, RNA polymerase II-specific; RNA polymerase II cis-regulatory region sequence-specific DNA binding. Gene Ontology annotation, biological process: regulation of transcription by RNA polymerase II; neuron differentiation; central nervous system development. The record is from RefSeq and is a predicted model, not a curated record. Gene Ontology annotation, cellular component: nucleus.
UGAACUCAAGCGAACGCCGAGAUUGGAGUCAGCAAACUCAAACAGCUCGGUGCAUAAUUUUGGAGGUGGUGUACGGCCGCGCAGGAGAGCGUUUAGCUACAUUGUAGCAGCCCAAUGAACAAGGGGGUAGUUCUAUUAGGGUUUAAAGUGAUUCUUCACCAUGACGUCACAUCGAUGACAGUUUGCAUCUGCCAAUCAAAAGUGACAUGAAAUGGCGACGGGUUAUUGGGCAAAGAGGGAAGAAGAGAGAAAGAAGUUUUGAUUAAGCAUCGGCGCUGCAUACACUUGUCUCUCAUAAGCUAAUUGUGGAGUCCUUCUCUCUAACGACUAUGCAAAUUGACCGAUUAGCAAGUUAGAUAGGAAUCUCAUCGCUGGAGGAGGGAUCGCAUCACUCGGCGUACAUGUCUUGGUCUAAAACAGAACUUACUUCUCAUUCUCCAUCAGGAUAGCUGACGGGAUCGGCUCUAACACGCCGUGUUCAUGUGGAAAUUCAUUAUUAUAUGAAUCGAAUUCCAACAUUGGUUUCUUCACAGCCUGUUAAAAAGUCACGGACGACAAGACUAAUAUUUCACCUCAUCCUCGUCAAUUUAUUGCAUUCAUUCAGAUCAACAGGGCUUCAUCAUCGUUUACUCCUUUUUUCCAUUCUGUCGCAAAGCAUUUUCUUCUUCAAGUUUUAACUUGAACGAAAAGUAAAGUCAAGAAAAGAAAAUAUUUUAUCUUUCAUUUCAUGUCUGAACCCCAAAAGGGAUUGAGAGUGUAUCCAUCUUGUUACGCUUUAACUGGUUUUUAUGCCCUGUGAACCCCCUAAACGGUACAUAACACUGGUGGUCAGUGCGUUGAUGCGGACGUUUCUUAUUCGACCCUCUCAUUACUACACGUGAAUCAGCUUUACAAACUUAUGAAGCGAAACUUUGAGCAGGAGUUGAAAAUUCAAUUUUGUAUUUCUACUUAUUUCUUGGACUUGAGAACAUAAAUAAUUUAGAGUUUUCUCUGCGAGAAGAACAACGGGAGAUGAAAUAGUAAUUUCUGAAACUUUGAGAAGAACAUCAGCUCAUCCAGCUUAGAAAAGGAUUAUUUCAGGAGAGGAUUGAAGAGUGACAAUUGAAAAAAAUGUCAGCGGUGGAGUUAUUUCGACCGCCUAUUAGCGGCAUCUCGACAUCAACCAGCAGCGCGACGUCGAAAUCGAGUUGUUUCACGAUAGAGUCACUUGUAGCAAAAGACACAAAUCAUAACAACAACCACCAUCACCAUCAUCAUCGAGCAAGUCCGACUCCUCCGUCAUCACCGCAAGCUGCAGCUACGGCAUCAACCAUGGAAUCGAACUCGUUAGCCUCGUCACCGUUCACGCCGCCGGCGACGAGCCGGCAUGGCGGGAUCAUCAAACCUAUGCCCACCGAGGCAUCAUUCUUUACCUCGCUCAGCGGGAUGAAGGGACUCUACCACCCAGAGCCUAUCUAUCACACCGCCGCCGCUAGCGGGCCACAGUCUCACGUCGGCCCGAUCCAGCAACAACUCGGACUCGCACAUCAUCAUAACCUGGCAGCCGCCGCUGCAGCAGCGGCAGCCCAACAUAGUCACCCGGCGCUUGCCGGUGUGUUCGGCGCACACGGUCUUGGUGGGCCGAGGCGUGAUGGUUUUGGACUAUAUCCGUGGUUGCUAGCCAGGAAUCGUUUUCUUGCCGCAGGUCACAGGCCAUUCCCAGGUGAUCUUCCAAACGGUGGAUUCUUCCUCCAACAUCCAUUUAGGAAACCCAAAAGAAUCAGGACAGCUUUUUCUCCCUCCCAGCUCCUCCGACUAGAAAAUGCCUUCGAAAAGAACCAUUAUGUUGUAGGCGCGGAAAGAAAACAACUGGCAGCAAGUCUAAACCUUACAGAAACACAAGUAAGUAUAGGUUUCACACCUGUAAAGAUUUCCCAAUAAAGACACGCAGAAAAUAAAAAUGCAUGUGGAUUAAAUUCGUGGAACUAAUUCAUACUACCUGCAGGCAGGAAAUUUGACCUUCUCACUUUGAUAAUAAAUCAAUAUGUAUGAAAACAUCUCUAGACGAGAUCUUAUUAAUCUUCUGAAACAAUAAAAUAGCCCAAAUUUCUUGCGCCAGUCAAAUAGUUUCAAAAUUAAAGUGAAUUUCUUAGUCAUGUUAGGUUGUUCUUUUUAGAAUCACUGUUAGAAGGCGAAUCGUAAUUAUGCAUAUACACCUGUGUCUAUCAGCUAAAAAAGAUGUAAAAUCAUGGCUCACCUUGAAUGGUCUUAAACUGAAUGAUGACAAGUCAGAGUUUUUACUUUUAGGUUCAAGAAAGAUGUUAAGUAAGAUCAACUAUCGAUCUUGUCGUCUCAAUAUUGGUAGCACCUCCAUUACACCAUCAGAUCGAGCUCGUAAUUUGGGAGUUAUUUUCGAUCAGGACAUGUCUUUUCGCCAUCAUCUAACAUAUGUUCAACAAAGUGUCAGGUAUCAACUUCGAAAUCUAAGUUUCAUAAGAAAGUGUCUUUCCAAACCUGCGGCUGAAAUCCUCAUUCACUCUUUAAUUUCCUCCCGUUUAGAUUUUGCCAACUCAUUGUUCUGCAAUUUACCUAAGAAGGACAUAAUAAAACUUCAAAGACUACAAAAUUCUGCAGCACGCCUACUGACACUGACAAAGAAGUCUGAUUCAAUAACUCCCAUUCUCCGAUCUCUCCAUUGGCUACCAGUUGAUAAAAGAAUUAUAUUCAAAAUUUUGUUACUAGUUCAUCACUCUGUCUACUCUGUUUCCCCCUUAUACCUGUGCAACUCAAUUUCUCGAUAUUGCCCGACACGAAGUCUUCGUUCUUCAUCAGAUACAUUGUUGCUUCAGAUACCAAGAACCAGACACACAUGGGGGGAUAGGGCUUUCUCUGUCAUGGGUCCAAAACUCUGGAACGAACUCCCGCUACGAAUUCGACAGUUGUCUUCUACAGAAUCAUUCAAAUCCCAACUAAAAACCUAUCUAUUCCCCUGAAAUGAUUAAUUUAAUAAUUUAAUUUGCCUUGUCCAGGAGAUAUUUUAUUUUAUUAUUCUUUCUUUUUCUCUUUCCUUUUUUUUUUUCCUAAGCGCCAUGAGCACCUUAAUGUGGACCUGUGCGCUAUACAAAUAACCACUAUUAUAUCAAAUUAAAAAUAUUUGGAACGAAUGAAUAUAUUUUGCAUUUUUGUUGAAAUUAGGCAGGUGGGACAUGUAAUAUCUUUUGGGGGGAGCAAGGGUUUUUUAUGUCGUUUUAUUUUUUGCCGUUGUCACUAAAUUUGUGAAUUUGUAUGGUUGUGAAUUGAAUAAAAGAGUAAUGAAUAAGAUAGAAGAGUACAAGUAGGCCCUAUACAUUACAACCUUUGGAGCUCAAGAAGGAACAGUCAAACAAGACUCAUUUUCUGAGAGAAUCGUUCUGAUAACACAGUAUACAAACAUUGCCUGUGGCUGACUGGUACAUUUUGUUAAACGACACCAUAAAUUCAAUAAGUGUUGGAGAGAUAUUCCUGCAAAUUGUUGUAAUUUGUGCACUUUAGAUGUUUCCCCAGUAUAAAUGAGAUACAUUUCCGGGGUAACGAAAUUUCCCUCUCUCUCAAGUGGUAAUCUAAUUCAAUAAAUCUUUGCAAAUGUGUUACACAACAUUAAGCAACCAAACAAGAGAAAUGCUGAUAUUAGGAUCUUGUAUUUUCUCGGCGGUCGCGCGAAAUCUAAUUUGUAAAACUAAGGUUAACUUAUAUUACAAUUUUAUUCAUGGCGCGGUUGAAUCAGUUUAUUAGUUAUCAGAAAAUUUAUCUUAAUUCAACAAGAUGCAAAUAAAUAACCAAUGUAUUUUGCAAAUUCAAUGUAUAAAUGUAUUGUAAUCGUAGAAUGUUGCUGGUUGUAAUAUCAAUCACUCAGUAUAAUAGUUUUAGCUACAGUAGAUUUAUAUAGACAGCUUUAAAUUUUUUAGCUAAGGAUUGAAAAUUGAAUAGAAUAAUAAUGAAAAGAUUAAUCCGAUAUGUGGAAACUGAUAUCUGAAGAUGCAUGACACUUUGAUGAACAUACUACUCUCUAUAUAAUAACUGCUGAACUGGAAAUUAAAAAAAUGUAUUUUUGAAAUUAAUUCUUUGAGAAGUUAACUCUGAUGAAUAGCAAUAUAAAGGUGACAUUGAAGAAAACAGAAAAUCUAAUUAACAC